UUUUUUUUCUGCAUUUUGUAUGGCAGGGGGAAGAAAAAAUAAAAAUAAAAUACUUUUUAAAUUAAGGAUUUUACAGAUAGCGCUCCAUUUCCAAAUUAAUUAAACGCACCACGACCGCCUGAACAGCGCGCAAAUGUGAGUUAAGAAGAAGAAAAAAACCAUCGUCACCGCCUUGACGCAAUUGAAUCACAAACACAAUUUGUAUAUCUAACCAAAAACAUGCAUGAGUGUUGCACUUUUCCCCCUUUAAUCGUGGAUUAAGCAGAUUGUCCUGGCCGGCCCUCGAGGCCCAGGGUGCCCCUUUUGAUCAUCUCGGUCUUCUCCACCGCGACUCUUGGGAUUGGCCGCGAGGUUUUGCAGCAGAAGCUCUUCAGUCUCCAUCUCCUUCGUCACCUGUCAGCAUGUUCAUGCAUUGGGAGGUUUGCUUCUACAUUUUCAUCCUGCUGGCGCACAUGAGGUCCUACUGCUGCUGGUCAGUGAAUAAUUUCUUGAUGACUGGACCCAAGGCGUACCUGAUCUAUUCCAGCAGUGUGGCGGCGGGGGCCCAGAGCGGCAUCGAGGAGUGCAAGUCCCAAUUUGCGUGGGAUCGCUGGAACUGCCCCGAGAGAGCUCUGCAGUUGUCCACGCACAGCAGCCUGCGCAGCGCCAAUCGGGAGACGGCGUUUGUGCACGCCAUCAGCUCAGCCGGCGUCAUGUACACGCUGACCAGGAACUGCAGUCUCGGGGAUUUUGACAACUGCGGCUGCGACGACAGCCGGAACGGACAACGAGGCGGUCACGGCUGGUUGUGGGGAGGCUGCAGCGACAAUGUCGGUUUCGGCGAGGCCAUCGCUAAACAGUUUGUCGACGCUUUGGAGACCGGCCAGGAUGCCCGAGCGGCGAUGAAUUUACACAACAACGAAGCUGGCAGAAAGGCAGUGAAGGGGACCAUGCAGAAGACGUGCAAGUGCCACGGGGUAUCAGGGAGCUGCACCAUGCAGACCUGCUGGCUGCAGCUGCCCGACUUCAGGGAGGUGGGAAACUACCUGAAAGAGAAGUACCACAGAGCUCUGAAGGUGGACCUUCUCCGCGGGGCCGGGAACAGCGCGGCCAGCCGGGGGGCCGUAGCCGAGACCUUCAGCUCCAUCUCCCGCAAGGAGCUGGUCCACCUAGAAGACUCGCCCGACUACUGCUUGGAGAACCGCACGCUGGGCCUGACGGGCACAGAGGGCCGCGAGUGCCUGAAGAAGGGCAAGAACUUGACCAAGUGGGAAAAGCGCAGCUGUAAGAGGCUGUGCGGCGAGUGCGGCCUGGCCGUGGAGGAGCGCAAGGCCGAGACGGUGUCCAGCUGCAACUGUAAGUUCCACUGGUGCUGCGCCGUCAAGUGCGAACAAUGCAGGAAGACGGUGACCAAAUUCUUCUGCGUGAAGAAAGGAGGCGCCAGGGGGAGGACCGAAAGUGCGGGCGGGCGACGCAAGACCCUCAAGCUCGGCAAGAAGCACUGAGCCCCUGAAAUACUUUGGGUCAUAAAUGGAUGGACAAGUUGUACAUUUCCAGGAAAAAAGAAAAGACAAUCUCAAGGCAACUGCUUGAAACAUAUAAGACUAAAAGGUUCAGAGAGAUUUUUUGCUGUCACCGAAUUUUUUUUUGCAUAUUACAAUUAGGUUUUUGAAAAAGUACAUAGUGACAGAGCCUUUUUACGGACCACCUGAAGUUAUUCCAUGAUGUUCAUCGCCCCCCCCCCCCUUGUUGUAUUUAAAUGUAUAUAAGAUGAAGCACUUUGUACUGUACAUUGUUAAUUUAUUGCACCACCUUACCUUAGUUGUAUUUUUAGUUGUGUUUAUUUUCUAUUCAGCUAUAAUGAAAGAAUAAUAAAUCCUUCCUGAUAUCA
This is a messenger RNA of Syngnathus acus (greater pipefish), 1870 nucleotides long. RefSeq names its product wingless-type MMTV integration site family, member 8b (gene wnt8b). The coding region runs from base 402 to 1484 and encodes 360 amino acids. NCBI's taxonomy places the organism in Eukaryota, Metazoa, Chordata, Actinopteri, Syngnathiformes, Syngnathidae. The transcript is spliced from 7 exons. Gene Ontology annotation, cellular component: extracellular region. Gene Ontology annotation, molecular function: cytokine activity; frizzled binding. Gene Ontology annotation, biological process: cell fate commitment; multicellular organism development; neuron differentiation. The record is from RefSeq and is a predicted model, not a curated record.